This is a messenger RNA of Amphiprion ocellaris (clown anemonefish), 3441 nucleotides long. RefSeq names its product tRNA methyltransferase 2 homolog B (gene trmt2b). The transcript has 2 exons. Gene Ontology annotation, molecular function: tRNA (uracil(54)-C5)-methyltransferase activity, S-adenosyl methionine-dependent. The record is from RefSeq and is a predicted model, not a curated record. Gene Ontology annotation, biological process: RNA processing. NCBI's taxonomy places the organism in Eukaryota, Metazoa, Chordata, Actinopteri, Pomacentridae. The coding region runs from base 175 to 1662 and encodes 495 amino acids.
UGUUAGCUCGAGCCUCAAGCGUGCGCCUCAUUGAGUCCCGGAAUAAAGUCAGCUUGAACACUAAUAUUUAAACUCAUAGUAUUUUUUUUAAACAGCGCUUUUAUCUUUUUUUCAUGAUAGUAGCAGACACGUAAUGCAUCCUGAGCCAUUACAGGAACUUCUUUGAAAGUCAAAAUGUCUUUGGCAACAACAUGCAGCAGGUCAGUCACAUCUGUCAAACGUGCUAUCCUGUGCUCUGUGACGAAAACCUCCCUGUUGUUUUCAGCUAACAACUCAGUUACUGCUGACCAAGGGAAACUACCAUCAAAGAAAAGAUGGAGUAAAAGUCACAAGAAAGUUCCCAGGGCUGACCAUCUGUCCUGGGAGGAAAGAUUGGCUGAUGUGGUCACCCCUCUGUGGAGACUGAGUUAUGAUGAGCAGCUUGAGCUCAAGCAAAAGAACCAGGAGAGGAUACUGUCUCAGCUUUCAGGGCAUCUUUUAGGUGACUUCCAGCCACAUUCGUCAUCACCUGUCAGAUGCAGCCUCAGCUUUCCUGUCCUUCCUAUUCUGCCAUCGCCGGUUAGAGAUGGCUACCGCAACAAGUCUACGUUCUCUGUCAACAGAGGAGUGGAUGGAAAUCAAAAGACAGUUGGGUUUUACGUGGGCACAGGUAAGGAGGGAAACAUUGUCUGCGUCAAUGGAGAUCAGCUGCUCAACAUGCCAGAGAAGCACAAACUAGUAGCAAGAUGCUACCAGGACUUCAUCCGCCUGUCCUUGCUGGAGCCUUGCCUGCUGUUCCACACUGGAGGUCACUGGAGAGAGGUAACAGUGAGGACCAAUGCAGAGGGCCACACCAUGGCUAUAGUGUACUUUCAUCCUCAGACGCUCACCCCAGAAGAAGUGGCUGUCCAUAAGGCUGACCUGGUGGAUUAUUUCACGCAUGGUCCGGGAUCAGUGUGUCAUCUGGACUCCCUGUUCUUCCAGGAGAGCACCAUGACUCGUUGCACCCAUGAGGAAUCACCUUACCAACUCCUGCAUGGCAGAACACAUAUAUAUGAAGAGGUGCUCGGCUUCAAGUUUCGCAUCUCUGCCGAUGCCUUUUUUCAGGUGAACCAGGCAGCUGCUCAGGUGCUGUAUAGCACAGUGAGAGACUUGUGUGCCCCAAUAGCUGACCAAACUGGAGGACAAAAAAAAGUUGGUGGUACUCUUCUAGAUGUGUGCUGUGGAACGGGUGCUAUUGGCAUCACGAUAUCUCCCAGAGUGGACAGAAUCAUCGGUGUAGAGCUCAUAGAGCAGGCGGUGGAAGAUGCUACACACAACGCAGCUCUUAAUAAUGUCCUGAACUGUGAGUUUAUCGCUGGGAAGGCAGAGGUGGUGCUUCCUGGUCUCAUGUCUCAGCUGAGCUCUGUAGGCAGAGGCCUCACAGCUGUGGUAAACCCUGCUCGAGCUGGCCUCCACCACAAAGUGAUCCGUGCUUUACGAAACCAACCUGCUAUCCGUAGGCUGGUUUAUGUUUCCUGUAAACCAAAUGGGGAGGCUAUGAGAAACUUCAAGGAGCUCUGUUGUGCUCCCGACCCGAAGAAGAAACUCACAGGAGAAGCAUUUACUCCAAUUCUGGCUGUGCCUGUGGACAUGUUCCCACACACUCCUCAUUGUGAACUGGUGCUACUUUUUGAGAGGUAGCAAAUGUUUUUUUUUUGUUUGAAAGUGUGCCUUUACAGGAAUGACUUUGGCUUCUUCUGAUAACAAGCAGGCAGCUGAAUAAUGGUAUUCUGUAUGCUGGAUGACAACGGAAGUGCUUGUGAACACCUGCAAAAAUCUUCCACCCAUAGUUCAUCCAUGCAUGUUGUUUGCACUCAUCUGCUUGAUAAGACCUCCUUUCUUGGUAUGCAGGGCCUUUGCUCUGCUCUAACAGAUUGUGGUUUAUUAUGAAAUUUGAACAGUAUAAUAGUGAAAACUGUGAAGUGUCUGUAGUGUCCCUGUAGCAGCUGUAUUUGGGCAGCAGGUGGCGCCAUUACAGCUUAUUCACAUUUUCAUUCAAAAAACCUAAAACAUAUGUUGCACAAUUCUUGUCAGUUCAUCCUAUUCAUUUCCAGUUCACUGAAGUUCAUAACACAAUGAGUUACUGUUCAGUGACAGUAUUUGUUCCAGAGAGGUUAUUAACGUUUAUGUGAAGUCAUGCAUUGCCACAAAGUGGCCGUGACUUGAAGAUAGUGGGGAUUUUUUUCCUCUGGGGUGAUGAUUUCAUGUAUGAAAUCAUUUGUGCCAAUAUAAGCAGAAGGACAAGGAAUGAAUUUUUAGGUUAUUUGGUUCAAAUCAGUGCACAUAUUUUAGUCCUUUCUGCUUCUGUUCUUGCAAACUUUAAGUUGUUCACAAUACAUUUCUAUGCUGUAUUGGCCAAAUUAUUCAUUAAAAGAUGUAUAAUGUUACACAAUAAUCACAUCUUGGCUGCAAAGUUUUACAAAAAGUCCCUAAGAUGCUUUUGUCUAUUUUGCCUUUGACUUUAAUUGUUUGCUGAUUUCAACAUCUGGAAAAAAGAUGUUUUGGGUUUUUUUGGGGGUUAAACUAUAUGCUUAAAUAAAGGAUGCAAAAAGUUACAAUUACAACAUUACAAGUUUCACACCAACUCCCUCCCUGUCUAUUCUGCCCCUGAUUACCACUGACUGCUGAUUUCAACAUCUGGAAAUAAAACUAUUAGUGUUUGGGCUAGAUUCGAUGCUUUAAAAAAGGAUGCAAAAAGUAACAGACAGUUACAACAUUACAAGUUUCACACCUCUGACUACCACUGACGGCUGAUUUCAAUAUCUGAAAAAAAUCUUUUUUGUAUGUUUUUCACUGGAAAAUGUUUUGCAUCCACCAAAACUUGGAACAUUUUGGCAACAGUUUACAACCAUGAAGUCAGACUAAACAUUUGAAAUCAUUCACCAAAGCUUGCAAAGCAUCAAAAAUUACCACUAAACUUUGCAUUUUGCUUAAAUAAUAGAUGUAAAAAGGUCACAAUAAUUACACAUUGGCUGCAAAGUUUCACACCAACCCCCCCUUAUUUUUCUCUGUUCCGCUAUGAUGCUUUGUGUCUAUUCUGCCUCAGACCACAACUGACUGCUGAUUUCAACAUCUGAGAGAAUUUUUUUUGUAUCUCUAUUGGAUAAACUUUUGCAAAAGUUAGAACACUCUGACCACAGUUUGCAACAAUGAAGUCAAACUAGACUUAUGAAAUUAUGCACUGACACUUGAAACACCUCAUUAUUUUGAAGAACGUGCCUUUAUUCUGGCAAACUAACAAAGUUGAACAUUUAAAAAAAAAAAAAAAGUUCACUAUGCGUUUCUGUGGUUUACUGGCCUAAUCAGGUGCAUAACAGUCACAUUUUGGCUGCAAAAUUUCACACCAGCUUCUACUUAUUUUCAUCUGUUUGUUUUUUAAUGUCUGAGAACAAAUAAAUCUUUUUGUGUGUAUGCUUUUAA